GAAAUGUGCCCGGCUUUAACCCUUCCAUCUCCAGUCCCAAAAUAAAAAUAGAAGCUACAAAGUGUUGUAAUAAAAGUGUAGAGUGCAUUACAGCACUAUUGUUACAUGCAUGAGCAGGGUUUGGGGAUGUCAGUGGUUGUGGUGCAGCAUGAGGCAGGAACAUGCCCCCAUCCCUCUGCCAGGGCUCAGAGGAAAGUUGCAGUGUGCAUGGUAAGACGUGCUAGAGGCGGGCUACAUACAUAGCACAGGGCAGCAGCACUGUGGCCGGGCUAACUAGCCAUGUUCCGGAUUCUAGACAAGUAUCUCAGGUUUGAUGGGGAGAACAUGUAUAUGAGUAUGAAUGAAAGUAACCAGGACUUCCUUUCAUCAAAUCAGACAUACAACAAUCAGAAUGAAAGCAAUGAAGACUAUGAGAUCCCUCCAAUCACUCCACCAAAUUUACCAGAGCACUCUCUCAUGCACUUGGUUGACCAUGAGUCUGGAUAUCAUUCACUGUGUCACAGCCUCCCUCCAAACAGCCUGAUACCAGCUUACUCAUACCAGAACAUGGACCUACCUGCAAUCAUGGUCUCUAACAUGUUGAGUCAGGAAGGACAUCUUCUCUCCUCUCAGCUGCCAACAAUACAGGAGCUGGUACACUCUGAAGCAUCCUCCUAUGAUCACAAUCAUCACGGUUCCCUGAUAAACCGAUCUGGAAUGCUGCCCAGUCACAUGAGUGCACUCAGCCAAUCGCAGCUUAUCUCACAAAUGGGAAUGAGAAGUGCAGUUACUCAUGGAUCUCCUUCUCCACCGGGUAGUAAAUCAGCUACGCCCUCCCCUUCUAGCUCCACCCAGGAGGAGGACACUGACUCUCACUAUAAGGUUGCUGGGGAAAAACGACCUUCAGCUGACCUUGGGAAAAAACCCAAAAAUCAGAAGAAAAAGAAAAAGAAGGACCCAAAUGAGCCCCAGAAACCUGUGUCUGCGUAUGCCCUAUUUUUUAGGGACACUCAAGCAGCAAUCAAGGGUCAGAAUCCUAAUGCCACAUUUGGAGAUGUGUCUAAAAUAGUUGCAUCUAUGUGGGACAGCCUGGGCGAAGAACAAAAACAAGCCUACAAGCGAAAGACUGAGGCUGCCAAGAAGGAGUAUUUGAAGGCCCUUGCAGCCUACAGAGCAAGUCUGGUUUCCAAGAGCUACGCUGACCAAGGAGAGACGAAGAACUCCCAGCCCAAUCAGCCUUCCAAAAUGAUACUCCAAAAGCAGUCUAUGUAUAACCUGCCCCCACAGCCUUCCUCACCAUAUCCUGGGCUGGCUUCUUUUCUGUCCCCUGCAGACCUGCCAAGCUACCGCGGGCACCCUCACCCCAACCUCUCCCGAAGUCUCAAUGCCAAAUCUAUGUUGCCCAGCAUCAGUGCCUCACCUCCACCCCCUUUCCAGAUUAGCCCUCCCCUCCACCAGCAUAUGCGUCACCCUUCUAGCUCUCUCAUUAAUCAGUCCCUUAAUAUGCAGCAACAACCUCCCAUCCUUUCUCCCAGCAUUGGAUUACAGUCACCUAUGAGCUCAUCCCCUACAGGUCAACAGGACUUCUCACAUCUCCCAUCAGAAUUUCCAAACAAUGUUGACCCACGAUCCCCUGCCUCCUCCAAUCCCCCAGGAAGCACAGAGUGGGACAAUGAGUUUCCCAACAGAGAGUGCGGAAUUAACCACUGCAAUUCUCUGCCAGGAGACAAGUCUCUCUACCUCACCUAGAACCACAAACACAUUUGUAAAUGAAGGCUAAAGGAAUGGACAUUUCAGAAAGUCUACAGCACUGGACUUCAAAAACAAGGAUGGCACAGUCACCAAGACACGCAUACUUUAGUGGUUGGUUCUUCUAAAGUCUCAGAGAAUCUGCUUUGUUUGCAAAUAUAAACUUGGUGGAGCAAGAAGCCAAACUCCCAUAACUUCUAAUGAACAAAAGAGACACCUCUUAUUGCCACCAUCUUUGUUAUGGAAAGCAUGGGGAUGAAUAGUAAACGAGAGGGGGUUGCUCUUUCAAAGUUCAUCCAGGCACAUAAAAUGUGUAAAGAGGUUUGUUAAUAUUGUAUAUUUGAAAUAACCCCUACCCCACCAAAACCAAACAAUAAUUCUUAUAAGUGGAAAAAGACAAAUACCUUAAAAAAAAUUGUGCAAAUAUACAAAAAACACAGAAAAAUGUCAUUAAAAAAAAUAAGAGUAUGAAAAAUAUAAUUUGUUGAAUAGUUGUAAGUAGAUUUAUCAUGUGGUUUAGGACUGUGAUAAAGACAUCUUUACAAUUUUUUUGUGUAUAGAAAUAAAAGGAGUAGCUUACUUUAUAGUAAAAGCAUUUUAUAUUAAUUGUAGCACAUUUUUUAGUUAUACAUAGGAUGUAUAAAUUACUGCCAAAUUUUUUUUCUUUUCUUUUUUUUUUCAUUUUCUUUUUACAGUAAGAAAAUAAUUUCUUUACAGUAAGAAAAUAGUUUCUAUCUGUGCUAAUUCAUGAAGUUAUUCUAUUUUUUUUUCAGUCACAAUUUCACCUUAUUUCAAAUUGUUGACAACGAUUUUAUUUAUGGGAAGAAAGAGAAAAAAAACAAGCAGGUUUCUGAUUUAAUAAUAAAAUAGCUUUUUUAUGUUUGGUCUGAGCUGCCUAUUCCUGUCCAGCCAGAACAUUCAUUUGGUUUCACAACUGCUUAUUUGACUUUUCUUUUUAAUAAAAACAUUUGAAAAAUG
Molecule: messenger RNA, 2706 nt
Organism: Pseudophryne corroboree (corroboree frog)
Lineage: Eukaryota; Metazoa; Chordata; Amphibia; Anura; Myobatrachidae
Gene: TOX2
Product: TOX high mobility group box family member 2
Exons: 9
Coding region: 280-1728 (482 amino acids)
Biological process (GO): regulation of transcription by RNA polymerase II
Cellular component (GO): nucleus
Molecular function (GO): chromatin DNA binding
Source: RefSeq, a predicted model, not a curated record